Molecule: messenger RNA, 1452 nt
Organism: Coccomyxa subellipsoidea C-169
Lineage: Eukaryota; Viridiplantae; Chlorophyta; Trebouxiophyceae; Coccomyxaceae
Product: 26S proteasome regulatory subunit
Exons: 8
Coding region: 198-1205 (335 amino acids)
Biological process (GO): proteasome-mediated ubiquitin-dependent protein catabolic process
Cellular component (GO): proteasome regulatory particle; proteasome complex
Molecular function (GO): protein binding; metallopeptidase activity
Source: RefSeq, a predicted model, not a curated record
CAGUGCAGCACUCCAAAACCGCUUGUGUACUUCUAAAUAUGCUUCUCUAAUCUACCAGAUACUACAUCUAAGGUGAAUGUGAUAUAGAAGUGAGGAAUAGUUGUUCAAUCAGUGUUCGAUUACUGUCAAGCAGACCACCCAGAGACAAACAGGCCACUUACGGUCAUUUUAACAAUACACAUUGAAUCUGGCCUAAAAUGCCGGUGCCCGAAUCGGCAGUGGUGCAUCCAUUGGUGCUAUUGAGUGUGGUGGACCACUACAACAGAGUGGCACGCGACACCAAGAAGCGUGUUGUGGGCCUGCUAUUGGGAGAGCAUUCCAAAGGGCGUGUAGAUAUCACGAACAGUUUUGCUGUCCCAUAUGAGGAGGACGACAGGGAUCCCUCCAUCUGGUUCUUGGAUCACAGCUAUCUCGAGAGCAUGUUCCAGAUGUUCAAGAAAGUGAACGCGCGCGAGAAAGUGGUAGGCUGGUAUAGCACUGGCCCCAGGUUGAGAGAAGCUGACCAGGACAUCACAGAGCUCAUGACCAACUACUGUGACACCCCCCUCCUGGUCAUCUGCGAGGUCCAGCCGAAGGAGAUGGGCCUGCCCACAACUGCGUACUAUGCCACUGAUGCGAUCCGAGAGGAUGGAACGCAGAAGAGCCAGAAGGUGUUUGUGAACAUCCCCACCGAGAUCGGCGCCACCGAGGCUGAGGAGAUAGGUGUGGAGCACUUGCUGCGGGAUGUGAAGGAUGCCACAGUCAGCACACUAGCGGCGGAAGUCAGCACCCUGGCGGCAGGCCUGAGCGGGCUCAAGUCACGGCUGCUGCAGAUUCAGGAGUACCUCUCCCUGGUCAUUGGCGGCAAGCUGCCUGUGAAUCACGACAUCCUCUACCAGCUGCAGGAUGUCUUCAACCUGCUGCCAAAUCUGGGCAUUGAGGAGCUGGCGCGCUCAUUCGCCGUGCAGUCCAAUGACAUGAUGCUGGCCAUCUACCUUGCCUCCCUUACGCGCUCUGUGCUUGCCCUCCACAACCUCAUCGACAACAAGGAGCAACGGGUAUAUCGAGAAAAGGAGGCGAGCAAGGCGACCAAGGAGGUCAAGGGGCCUAAGGGAGAGCAGAGCAGCACUGACAAGAAGGAUGACAGCAGCAAGAAGGCCGAUGGUGGCGAAGCGGCUCCCCACUCCAAUGGCAACAUUGACGGCCCAGACAGCAAUGGUAAAUGAUGUGCUGGGGUUGAAUUGCACCCAUGCCAUGAUGUGGCUUGUGUGAGAGGCUCUACAGCUUGACAGGGGAGAGCGCUGGAUGUGGGCAUCUGUCCCUGUACACUAUGCGUGUGACCAAGUUGCUGUUCAUUCACUGGCAGUCUUGACUUCUGUUGCUGGUCCAAGUGGGUGCUACAAACAGAGCAGAACCUUGCUGUGUGACACUGCGAGAAAGACCUGCAAUCUUGUAAGUGCUGUAUGCAAUGGC